AUCCAGCCCACAGAUCUGUAAAAACUGCAGAUCUCCUCGUUCGUCCUCGCCAAUUCUCUCUCCUGGAAAGCAGGCAGCAAUGCUCUCCCUCCCUUCCUCCGCCCGUCUUCCUCUCCGCUCCUCCCUGACCUCCCUCUUCUUCUCCACCACCUCCUCCUCCUCCUCCUCAUCAAGCCCUCCGCCGGCCCCCCUCGACCCGGACGCCGUCCUCGACACGCUGUCCAGCUACGCCAACGACUGGCAGCGCGCCCUCGAGUUCUUCCGCUGGGCCACCUCCGCCUCCUCGUCACCCCUGCCCCCCUCCGUCCUCGCCCGCAUCGUCGACAUCCUCGGCAAGCACUUCGAGUUCCCGCUCGCCCUCUCCCUCCUCCCCUCCUCCCCUCCCCCCGACACCAAGGUCUACAACCUCCUCCUCCGCGGCUGGCUCAAGGUCCGCCGAUGGCGCCGCUGCCGCGAGCUCUGGCUCGACAUGGACCGCAACCGCGUCCCCAAAGACCUCCACUCCUACUCCGUCUACAUGGACGCCCUCUCCAAGUCCGGCAAGCCCUGGAACGCCGUCCGACUCUUCAAGGAGAUGGCGCGCAAGUUCGCCCCCGACGCCGUCGCCUACAACACCGCCAUCCACGCCCUCGGCCUCUCCCAGGGCGCCGACUCCUCCAUCAGGCUCUACCGGGAGAUGCUCGACGCCGGGUGCCCCCCCAACGCCGCCACCUACAACACCAUCCUCAAGCUGCUCUGCAAGGAGGGCAGGUUCAGGGAGGCCUACUCGUUCGUCAGCCGGAUGAAGAAGCACGGGUGCGAGCCGAAUGCGCUCACCUACCAUUGCUUCUUCCAGUAUCUGAACCGGCCGCAGGAGGUUCUGGCGCUGUUCGAGCGGAUGCUCGAGAGGGGGUGCCGGCCGAGGACGGACACGUACGUGAUGCUGAUCAAGCGGUUCGGGCGGUGGGGGUUUCUGCGGCCGGUGUUUGUCGUUUGGAAGAAGAUGGAGGAGCACGGGUGUAGCCCCGAUGCCUUCGCGUACAACACGCUGAUUGACGCCCUGCUGCAGAGGGGGAUGGUGGAGAUGGCGAGGAAGUACGACGAGGAGAUGCUCGCGAAGGGGCUCUCGCCCAAGCCGCGAAAAGAGCUGGGGUCUAAAAGGUCGGAUGAAGACAAUGUGCUAAGUGGAGUCUUUUGAGGGGUGUGGGUGUGAGUGAGGAUUAUCGUCUGAUCUUCGCACUCUUUGGCGGAAGAAUAGAUGGGGAUGCUGAAUGAGGCUAACAUAAACAUUUAUAGGUCGUAACUUCGGGAAACCGAGGGAGAAGUUAGUUUGCCUUGUGCAUCCUUUAUGUAACGGCGGCCGUUCUUGACCAGUCAUUCUGAAGUUUUGUUUGCUGGCUGGCGGAUACGGGGUUUUCCUGAUAUAUUUGAAGAAUUGAGCUUUCAGAGAAAUUCUGUGGCAGAAGAGCAGAGGGCAUAUCACGUUGGAGAGGACGGAGUGAUCGAGGCGUCUUAUACGAGCGGAAACUAAGAAUUAAUGGCAUGAAAUAACGUCUGCAGUGCUAGCGGGCAACAAGAGCUCUUACUCUAGUGCGGUGAAGUGUUAUAAUGGCUGAACAAUAUGAUAUCAGGCAAAUUGAGUUAACUCGCACAUGGUGCAUGUCGAAGAGUUUUUCACCUUACAUCAUGAGGUAUGCAAUUAUAGUUGUCCUUUAUUUUAUUUAUCAUAUUGGGCCCUGCUAUAAAGAACCGGUGACCUCUCUGUUUUCCUGAUCUGAAACCUUGUAUGCUUCUGGCAUAUUGGGAAAAUGAAAGAAAGAUAGACAUCAAAGGCCAUAAUGUUUAAUUCCAGGUCUUAUUUUUAAUCUAUAUGUUCAUUUCUUCAUGAAAAUAACAGUUUUCUGAUAGACGAAAAGCAGUACCAGUGUACCUUACUCUUUUUGUAUGGCGUCCUUUGAUCUAUGUGGCGCAUUAUGUCUCAGACAUGUUGUAGUUUUCUUCAGUUGAUUUUACAUUCUUAAACUGUCAGAUCCCCCAUGCCUUCACAUGUCAAAGGGUCGAUGGCAUCGUAUGGAAACAUUAGCAAUAGAACAACUAAUGUGCAGGUACAGACUCGGCAAUUGAUAAUGUUGGAGACAAUAGAUUGAAGGUCUAUACACUUUUCUCAGCUCAUAUGCAACUGUUAAGAAGAAAUAAAAUGUAUCUAAACAUAUAUAUGCCUGCCAAGGUGAGGAAGAGAAGGAAUGUUAUCGUUCGCAGUUUUCUUCAAACUUGAAGAAAAGAUCAAGUGGGCGUCGAGCAUCCCCAACUAUAUAUCAGGAAGUGAGUCCGCUCUGAGUGUUACAGUCGGUUGAAUGCCUAAUAUUAGAUGAAUCAAAGAUUAGUUUGUGCGAGGAUUUGUGGUUUAAUCCAAGCAAGCAUUUGCUUGCAUUAGAGUUUGAGUGGGUUUGUGAUGUGUUGUUAAGCUUUACUGUGUUUUAUUUGUGUUUUAUUGUGUGUUUAUGGGAUGUAUAAAGCACCAUAUUAUAGAGAGUAUCCCGAGUCAUUGGAUGAAUAUUCUCACGUAAAAACACUCGUGUUGUUAUUUUCUGUCCUUGUUAUUGUUUGGAGAAAGAAGUUCAUAGUUUUUUC
Molecule: messenger RNA, 2610 nt
Organism: Ananas comosus (pineapple)
Lineage: Eukaryota; Viridiplantae; Streptophyta; Magnoliopsida; Poales; Bromeliaceae
Product: pentatricopeptide repeat-containing protein At1g80550, mitochondrial-like
Exons: 2
Coding region: 80-1177 (365 amino acids)
Molecular function (GO): protein binding
Source: RefSeq, a predicted model, not a curated record